This is a messenger RNA of Necator americanus (New World hookworm), 4548 nucleotides long. RefSeq lists its product as uncharacterized. Gene Ontology annotation, molecular function: structural constituent of ribosome. The transcript has 30 exons. Bases 1 to 4548 code for a protein of 1515 amino acids. Gene Ontology annotation, cellular component: ribosome; cytosolic small ribosomal subunit. Gene Ontology annotation, biological process: translation. The record is from RefSeq and is a predicted model, not a curated record. NCBI's taxonomy places the organism in Eukaryota, Metazoa, Nematoda, Chromadorea, Rhabditida, Ancylostomatidae.
AUGAGCUUCCAAGAGGAAGAUGAAUGGCUUGGGUUGGGGCAAGGAUUCGUGCUGGACGAUGCGUUCAAAUGCACAAGUCCUCUCGGCGCCGACAACACGUUACAAGUGCCAUUGCGAGAGCCCUCACCUAUCCCAGUUUCUCCACAAGACCUUAUGGAUUUCUCUUUUCCAAAUGACAACUCGCUUUCUCUUCCAAUACGGGAAUACGGGCAAAAUUCAUGUGAAAUUCAGUUCCAAGGCGGGAAUGAGCCGCCACGGUUGUCACCAGUGUCGUCCUCGUAUCAGUCAAUGGCUCCGUUGCAAAACGUUUCCUACGAGUUGUCGACGACAUCUAUGGUGCAGGAAGAUUCCUACAACUCAUUUGAGCAGCCCUCUAUUGUUGUGAAUGGUCAUUAUCAGACUAUCGAACAACAAAUAAUCCAGCCCCAACAAGGAUAUUAUCAGGCUGUUCCGGAUGUACCGCACCAGCAGGUCGUGUCUACUCCACAUACUCAACAUAGUUCGACACCGAGUGGAAGCACUUCUUCCGGUUCGGUGGUGCAGCAAAUACUCAAUGCACCUUCGGCAAGACAGACACCCACGCCACAACAACAACAUCCUAGUUCUCACCCUCGUCAGCGUCCUAUACAACCGAAAGCUCAUAAUAAUGGACGGAAGCGGGCAUCUGUAAAUUCCCAUUCUGGUUUGUCAAACAAAUCCACAAAGGUGGACUCGUCUACGAAUAAUUCAAAUCAAACUGAAGUUCGGUUUAGUAUGAGCGCAUUGACCCGGAUAACUGAAAUCGGUGCGGAAAUGGCUCAACUUCAAGAACAGCAGGAUAAGUUGGGUAUCAACAACUCGCAACGCCUCAGUGAGCUUCAAGCUCAAAGAGCCAGCAUUCUGCUUGAAGCCUUGAGUUCACAGAAUGUUGGUGAGACGGUGUUGAGUCAAGUAAAACAAGUGGCAGCAGCAGCAGCUCCCACAUCCCAACCACGGCCAACCGCACGAUCUCGAGGGAAUCACGGCCAUUCUUCACGACAGCAGCACUUUGAAAAUGCGCCGGAGUCGCCGCAGUACCAACCACAGAUGUAUCUUGCCAGUCACAAUCAGUAUCCAAGCACAAGUACCGCACAAUUCCAAGAAUUCACAUCUGGAAAUGUUACCCAAGCUCAAAUUGUCCACCAACAGGACCAGGUAACUGUACAUCGCCAACCGCAACAACGGGUCUACAGGACACAGAAUGCCGGAACAGCUGUUUUUCAUGCUACCUCGCAGCUUCCACCCGGAACUGUGUAUGUCCAAAAUGUCCCUCAAGCUUCACAGGCUCAAUUCGCAUCCAAUCAACCAACGGUGGGAGAAGUUGUCCGGCAACAACACCAGCUGCGGCAAGUUUCGGGAGCUCAUCAAGUCAUUGUACAGCAAGUAGCGGCUCCACAAAUGGUGGUAACAUCUGGUGGCCAACCAGUCAGUGGUGCACAAAUUCGGACUCAAAUUGUACAGCAGUCCUCUUUGCCCGCUCAGAUUGUCUUGGCUCCUGCAUCGGUUCAGCAGACGCCACAAAUGGUGGUUGUUGCCCAAAGAUCAACACCUGCGCAAACGGCAAAACGUCUUGAAGAAAAACGUGCAGGACGAUUGAGUCGAUUGCGAAGUUAUUUCGACAAUCUUCACGAUAUGCUAGCAAACCCGGAUACUGAAACGCCAUUCACAGAUCUCCGUGACGUUUUGCAGCGGUUGUUACCAUAUCACGCGUAUGGAGAGCCGAGCUUCAGUGAAGAGCACUUGGAACAAUUUGAUUCCAACUACCUACGAACAACCAUAAAUUUGAUGGAACAACGGAAACGGUUGGAAAAGAGGUUGCGAAAGGUUUUCUUCGACGAAGCAAUGCGUACAACCGAAGUAGAAGAGCGGAAUUUACUACUGUUCCUUGACGGUGAGUACGCAAAACGCAAACUUGAAGAAGAAAAGGAGUUUGUGAAGCAAGGAAAUCUUGAAUUGUUUGUUCGGGACAGUCCCAUAGUGGCUGCUCUACGAAAUUCGGAUCAGGAAACCUUGGAAAAAGCAAGAGCAGCAUCCGCCUCAUCAAGACCGUCGUGUUCUAAAUCGGUUAUGCAGCAGUACGAAUACCAUCCGUUUGAUGAAAUCCCAUUGGCAGUAUCCCCGUAUAAGUCACCAUCACCUUUCAAGUCACCAGCAAGUAGUAUACGCUCGCCGUCACCAUGUAAAUCACCUGCUAGCAUCCCUUACUCACCCAGGAUUAGGGCACGAAAAACAUCGCUUUCACAACAUCCUUCUCCUGCUCAAAUCCAAGAACCGAUGAGAACACGUACUACGUCGAAGUCUCGAACGACGUCGGAAACAACUCCAGCGCCUUCAGAAAAACCGGAAGUGGUUAAAACUGAGCCCGUCCGACCAGUACCUCCUCCUCUCCCUACUGCGGCGUCACGGAGAGUUCCACCGUCAAGUCCCAUAACAACGCUCGCUGCUAGGAAGGGUCCACCGUCGAGUCCAAUACCAACGUUAGCAUCGCGAAGAGCUACACCAUCCAGGAAUGCUGCAGAAUUGAAACCUGUCGUGAAGGAGGAGAUAACUUCUGUAGGAUCACCGGCUGCUCCGGGGUCAUCACGUGCUCGAUCGAAGACUCCUCAAAAAACGCCAGAACCACCACCGACUACUUCGACACCUGGAAGGUUACCAGCAAAGAAGGAGAUCUUGAGCAGAGCCAGACAAGGUGUGCCUGUGGAGAUGCGAUCACCUCCUGCACACACGAGUAUCGCCGCAUCGUCGUUGUUCUCGCGCUAUUCCGUUGACGAUUACGAAUCAGACGGAUCAGCGUCGCCCGAGCUUGGUGUCGAUGACGUGAUCUCACAAGCGCCCCCUAAAACUCCACCACAGUCUACUGUUACUGCUCCAACCUCUACACCAGAUACAGAUAUAGCUACUCAACCAACACCUACUUCAUCUGUUUCCAAGUCUCAGGCUCAAACUUCAGCUGUAGUUCAAACGCCUGCUCUAAAGCGUAUACCUAUUCCGCCACCGCCGCACAGGUUACCUAGUUCUCAGCGAUCUACCGUACCUCAACCGCCGCCACUGCCUCAGAGGAAAGAGAAAGUAAUGAAAACACCUGAAAGGACCGCAUCACCAAUGGUCAAGCAAGAGAAUGUGAGACCGGUGGUGAAGCAGGAAGAAGAGAAACCCGCUGAGCGCUUCAGGUUCAAACCUCAGGUACCAAGACCUACUCCGGUUUCCCCCCUCAAACCCACAGCACCUAAACGAGAGACACCUGUUGAGGUAGGACUUCCUGGAAAAGAUGUGAACAGUAGAGAGAUCAGAAAUCAUCUCGAAGAGAACGAAAAUGUUCCGGUGGCGAAUUGUGUGAAGCCUCCGCCUAUUCGUUUAAAAGUGAAAUUUGAUGGAGCGAAACCGUACAUAGAGAACAACGAGAACAGCGAAAAAGAUGGCGAAAAGAAGCACAGAAAACACAAAAAGAAGAAGAAAGAACGGGAUAAAGAACACAAAGAAGGGCACAUACAUGUUAAGGUGAAGCACCGAACUAAAGGGGAUAGAAAACAUAAAAAGAAAAAGAAAGAGAAGAGUUCACCGCAGGAGCUUGUUGCCGUUACGAAGAAUGGGAAGCGCUUAAAAGUGAAAUUUGGAUUGGGUGGUAGCGAUACGAGAAGUAGCACUCCGAAUAAGCUUUCAGCAUCAGUUGAGAUCUCAGAACCGCAGCCAACGCAUCAGCCAUCGAUGCACGAACCAUCAACAUCAAAAGCAUCAGCUGUGGCUGAUCAUCCCAAGGUCCCACGAUUACGGAUUCGAAUAGGAGAUUCUCCUGCUCUGGUGAUCGCUCCUCCGAAAGCAGACCCACCUCAAACUGCUUUACGAUUGCAUUCUCCAGCAGGUACAGCUUCUUUGGAUGGACUCGCGGAGGCGCCGAAAGGAUCAAUACCGGUUCAGAAAGGCAGUUCCAAUCCUCUGGCUGUUGAAUUCUCAGAUGAUUCUGACACGGAGGCGGAACGUAUACGAUCAGCAACCGAUGAAGCACUUCGCGGGUUAUCCAAUUUGACUAGUCUGAGCCGAGCAAAUGCAACCUGGGAAGCCGUCAUGGCUGAGCAAGUAGAAAGGGCAUUUUUGAAGCAGCCGACUAUAAAUCUUAAUAACAAGGCUCGUCUUUUGGCUGGAAACAAGAAAGUUCCCCGAUAUGUUCGCAACAUUGGACUAGGAUUCAAAACUCCUCGAGAGGCCAGCGAAGGUACCUAUAUUGAUAAGAAGUGUCCAUGGACUGGAAACUGCUCAAUUCGUGGCAAUAUUUUGACUGGUGUUGUACUAAAGAACAAAAUGACCAGGACGAUUGUGGUACGACGUGAUUACCUUCACUUUGUCAAGAAGUACCGCCGUUUCGAGAAACGACAUAAGAAUGUGCCGGCUCACUGUUCGCCAGCUUUCCGUGAUAUCGCUCCUGGAGAUUUGGUCACCAUCGGAGAAUGCCGUCCGCUCUCAAAGACUGUUCGAUUUAAUGUUUUGAAAGUGAACAAGGCCGGAUCAACAAAGAAAGGAUUCGCCAAGUUCUAA